Molecule: messenger RNA, 7637 nt
Organism: Hippoglossus stenolepis (Pacific halibut)
Lineage: Eukaryota; Metazoa; Chordata; Actinopteri; Pleuronectiformes; Pleuronectidae
Product: protein prune homolog 2
Exons: 19
Coding region: 1010-6586 (1858 amino acids)
Biological process (GO): apoptotic process
Cellular component (GO): cytoplasm
Source: RefSeq, a predicted model, not a curated record
CUCCUCUUCUUCCUGCCGACACACCCACUGCUGGGUGGGUGCUGGGUGGGUGCUGGUGUGGGCUCACCCCGGAGAGGAGGAGGCGGAGGAGGAGGAGGAGGACCGACGGCACACGCAGCAGCGGAGAGUGGUGCAGUGCGAGCGCAGCGGGGGACUCGGGAGCCGAGAGAAAACCCACACAUACACACACACAUACACACACACACACUAUCUCUCUCUCCCUUUCUCACACACUCACACACACACACGUACACGCACACGCACACACACAUCAGCGGCCUGAACUCUAUGGAGGGAUCUGCAGCGGCACCGUAGCGACGCAGCGGGCCGUCAUGGAGGAGUAUCUGCGGAGGGUCCACAGCAGACUGGGGGCAGGUGCAUCAGAGGGUCCCGUCCAUGCUGUUUUGGGUGGACCGAGGCCAGAUGUUGACACUGUGGCCGCAACACUGUGCUUAGCCCUGCACCUCAGCCAGAAGGAACCGUCAAGCGGACUGUGUCUGCCUGUGUUGUGCGGCCGGCGGGGUAAUGCCGCGCUGCCCGAGGACACAGUGAAGUAUCUGCAGAGGGUGAACAUUUGUGAGAGUUUGCUGCUGUGGAGAGAGGAUGUAGACCUGGUGACGCUUCAUUACACCGGAAAACUCUCACUCACUCUGCUGAGAGAUGGCCUUCUAGAUAGCUCUGAGUACCUCGCUCUGGAGUCCAGCAUCCUGCGUGUGGUCCAUCGCGACGGGCAGCAGGACACAGGGGAUGAUGGGGCAUCGUCGCGGUGACGACGGUCGCCAGGGAGAUUCGUCAAGAGGCAGCGGAGCACAUCAGAGCAGCGCUGGGGAAGACUCUUGGAGAGGCGCUGCGGCUGCAGAAUGAAGCUCUGCAGAUCAAACAUGGCCGUCAGUCACCACAGCUGGAGGAGCUCUGGAGAUCCUUGGAGCAACCGAGCGACGUCGCCACAGCUCAGUCUGACUUGGAGCAGCUGUUGACUACAGAGCUGAAGGAGUUCUCUGAUGGAGAGAUGACCAUAGCACUGACUUCACUCACUACAGAUCAGGAGCACUGGCCUAGUUAUGUGGGGGGGCUGAAAUCAUUCAGUCAGCGCCAUGGCCUCGACAGUCUGGUGGUUCUCCUGUCCAGCAAUGAUACAGUUCAUCAUCUCUGCCAGCAGGUGGCUGUCUACUCAAACGACACAGAUAUCCUAAACCAGAUCUGCUGUGAGUUGGAAGACUCCUCCAGCUGGUCUCUUUCUGGUGAACUGGAGGCUCGGGAGAAUCUCCAGGUUUACCACAUCCCUAUAAACACCUCCUCGUCCUCUGGUACUCCUCCCAUGCUGGAGGAGGAAAUCCAGAGCAUCCUCAAGGACUUUGUGGACCGACGCAGCUCUGUAUUAGCUUGCCACCCCAGCAGUCGGACCUCUUCCACGGAGGGAGUAGCAGGCAGUGUGGAGUUCUCCCAGGGAUCAUCUGGUAUCAAUGACAUGGAUGCCUCUGACAUAGAGAGGGCAGAGGGAGGCACUGCAGAUGUGGUGGCAAUAGCAAGGGUGAUGGCAGAUGGUGAGGAGGACACAGGAGGUGUAGGAGUCAGUGCUUGUGGUGAGCUAGUGAGCCCUGACAGCGGUUUGACCACCAUCCGCAGCAGCCGCUCCUCCAAAGAGAGUUCAGUGUUCCUUAGUGAUGACAGUCCAGUCGGUGAGGUCAUAGCAGGAGGUGGUCCAGCAGCUGGGCCAGGAGGACUGCUCCUGAGAAACCCCUCUCCCCUGGGGUUGUUGUCCCUCUCCCCUCCUGUCCCACUUGAGAGGAGGAAGCACCGCUCUGGCAAAAAUAAGACUGACAACUUUGACCUCUUUAGUUUUGACCCACUACACAGCAGUGACCCCUCUUCGUCAGCAGGAGGGGAACUGUCAAAUUCUGAAGUAAGAGGAGAUGGGGGGUUAAAGGGGCUAGCAGGGAGCUCCAACUUAUCUGAACUUGAAGAACUGAGUUUCCUGGAUUUCUCUAGUGAUAGUCGAAAUUCUUCAAUUGACCACCAUGGUCAAAUCCAUGGGAAUGAGAUGAUUGACACUGUGGUUCCUCCAACCCCAGUCAACAGCCUGGCUGGUAGCUGCCCACCCAACAGUUGCGCGAUCAGGUUCUUCCCAGAAGAUGUAGCUGAAAGGAUCAAUGGCCUACAGCGAAAGGACAGUAUGUCAUCGUCCUUGUCAGAGACCUGGGAUGAACUUUGCUUUGACACACAAGGAGCACUGUCCUCAAGUGAUAAUAAUGCCUCGAAUAGGACCAAGGAAUACGAGAGCCCACCGAAUAUUGUAGAGGACGUUGGACUCAAAGAGUCGAUCGCUGAAAGAGAAAUCUUAAAGAAUCCCCACCAGAGGCCAAAGAGCCUUCAACCUCAGCUUAGUCUGGUCAGUGGGCAGACCGACUCAAAUGAGAACUGGAACACAGAUUCUGUACUGAAGGAGCUGUGGAACCCUGUUACUUUGGGUGAUCUGCAAUUGACACCACCAGAGGAGGAGGGAACUGGAAAAUGGAAAGCUGGUUUUAUUGGAGCGAAAGAAAAGACAACUUCUGUGUCAAGAAAGAAAGCAAUCCUAAAUACUUUAACACCAGACACAUCUAAAGAAGAGGAUGAAGGAGUCCAAGGUAAAAAGGACGACAGAAAGAUGGAGCUCCUAGACUUCUGGACUUACUCAGCUCAAAAGGGAUUUCUUAAAUCUGAUAGUGGAACCACCACGUCUUACCCCGAAUCACUAGAUAUGUGGAAUAUGACAAUCCGGGAUGACAGUCUAUCACCUCUCGCAACCCCUGACCACCUGUCUGAAAACUCUGGUUCUUUCUGUGGGGUGAACCGUAGUGUUGUGGGUGGUUCAUCCACGGAAAGUCCACCAGGAUUCUGUGAUGGUGGAAUGGAGAUGUGGAACACCACCAUACAGGAAGACAGCUCUUCCACUGUAACAAGCCCCGAAGGACCUGACAAUGGAAAGGAACUCAGCCACAUGGGAUCACCGGAUGCCAGUGAUUCUCCAGAGACUCGUGCAGGCAAAGAGUCAGAAGAAGAAAAAGCCAUAGAGGUGGGGAACGAUAUGAGGAAAGUAAUUAGUCAUACACCUGAGGAAGUGGAGUGGAGAGGUAAUGAGCACAAUGUGAGAAUAGUCAUAGAAGCUGCAGAGAGUAUAGUACAGGGUAAAGAAACUGGGGGGGAUGAAAUGCAGAACUUGGGAUCUGAACAUUCAGAAAAGGAAACUUCCCCACAUCCAGACACAAACAUGUGGGACUUACCUGUUCCUGGCAUGGUAAACUCCAACUCAGAAUAUGACAAUGUAGGAGCUGAUCAGUGGAGCCGGACAUCCUCUCCUGAGACCUAUGCCAGCCCCGUAGUGGACAUGAUACAGCUUGAGGGGCAGUCUAGCCCUUUUAUAGCAGUGACAAGACCUAUUCAGAUAGACGAGACACACGAUCAAUCCAAGAAGGCUAUUACUCUAGGAAAAACUGAGAGCAGAGCAGUGAUUUCAAAUAGAGAACAGCCAGUUAGCCACGUGUUCUUAUUUGAGGGAACUAGUGGGGGAAGUUCAAUUGAGAGUGAAUAUGACAACAAAGGAAAAGGAGGAUCAAUAGAGGCUGAUUGCGCAGAGCAACCCAGUGAUUAUUCCCCAUUUUUUUUGGUGGACUAUUCGUCUGCCACACAGCAAAAUUCUGCCAAUUAUCGUUCAAGCCGAGGAGAAGCUGCUGAGACUCAAAUCCAGACUGACCAAUCACUGUCCUCAAGUCAUGUGAAUUGGGACAGCUCAGAAUCGGCUUCAUUAUCAAAUGCUCUGUCAAUCACAGUGGCUCACGAUGAAGAUGGGACUGCCUCUGAAAUCCAAAGGGAGCCCAACAAAGAGAACAAUGGAGAUGCGGAAAGCAAAAGCUCCAGCUCCAGUGGGAAGAGAGACACAUUGAAAUGUAGCCCUGACAGCCUUCACUCAGGUAGUCGAGACGAAGCCAGGUCCAAUUCAGACGGAGAUUCAUCCUCAGGCCUAGAAAUGGAAUACAUCGUUGUAUCAGGCACAGUAAAAGAAGCAGAGAGAGAGUGGCAUGACAGGCCUAAACAGGCAGACAAGCAAACCAAAGGAACAGGAAAGUUCAUGGAGACAUUUAGCACGCUUUUCCAUGCUGCCACAGUGCUGCAAACCCAGGUCCAAGGUGCACAUAGGGAGCAUCAGGAGAAGACGGAACAAAGAAGGCAAAGUCAAAGCGCAGAUAUGGAGCAAAAUCAAGCUGUCUUACCCACUAAUCACGAUCUUGAUAAUACGACUGAGCAUCACAUGGUGUCAGAAAGUCCCAGCCAAUCAAAAGUUAUCUCAGAAGCUUUUCAUCAGUCUCAUUCAAGACCAAAAGGCUGCAGUCAAACACAGGUAGGAGAAGGAAACUACGACGAAAAGUCAAGCACCGUGGCCAGAAGUGUGUCUCCCUCAUUGAGAUAUCCGUCAGAUAACUUCCUGAAAGCCAGAGAAGAAGUUUAUGUCCACUCACAGAUCUCAAUGGAAGAUUCCGAUGAGGGUGGACAGUCGCCCUCCGCACCUCCACUAUGUCCAACCUCUUUGGGAGAUUUUCAAGACUGGGGGGGGCAGUUAGUGAGACAGGACACACCGCAAGCACCAUCUGAAAUACAAUCUCCUGUACUUAGCAACAGUUCAGUGUCCCAUCCCAGCUCUUUGGCUGGUACCCCAUUUAGUGAAUCUGGGAUUUCUACUGACAGAGGACUUGGAUUACCAUUUUCUGGAGAUUUGAUGGAAGAAGAGAAUGAUGAGGAAGAGCAGGAGGAGGAAACAGAUAUGGACCACACUACCCGGACCAAAUGGACUCCAGAAGUACAGGAUGAGAGGGAAGACAAACAACAGUUAGGAUCUUGUGAUUUGUUAAGUUUCACUGAGGAGCUGAGCAGAGGUUCAUCGUUUCAACAAACUGAUUUUCAAACACUUGAGAUGAAGCAGGGCAGGUUCCUUCAGGACACGGGGGAUUGCUAUAAUGGCCAACCUGUAAGGACUGUUGAUCAUGAUGAAUGUUUAUCUGACCAACAGACUGGAAGCCACGAAGCCUCUCAAGAUGGCUACUCACUUGUUUCAAGAAGACAUCAAGAUGUGUCAUCCCAGCCAACCAAUGAAAAUGCUGCAUAUCAGUGGACAGGAAGUCACGAUGUAACUCAGGGUCAGACCCAGUAUGGCUACAACUACCAUCAUAUUGACCAAAGAACUGAAAUCCAGACCACGCACUCAACCUGCGUAGAACCCAAAUCUAACAGCCAGUUGAACACCACAGCUGUCUACGCUGAGUUUACAACUGAUCCAGCAGCUAUUCCAUGUGGGUCUGACCAGACUGAGAGCUACUAUGAAGCUGGGGUUAGCGCUGAGUACACCCCGGAUGAUUCCAAGUUUCAUUACGUGGCUGAAAACCAGUAUGGAGAUGACUCCUCUCAACUUCAGUGCUCUCAAUAUCAAACUGACGGCCAAUGUCAGUAUGAGACGGACCAUGCUCAAUACCAGUUGGAAGGACAGCCAUUCUACCAAUCAGACGUCCAACCUGAGAGGGAAGAUCAUGCACGGUACGUGCCGGAGGAAUACGUUCACUCUCUACUGUCAAGACACUCCCCACAGAGGGACGGGGCAACAGGGAUGAUGAUGAAGAUGGCCUCCAGUGAGGAAGCUGCUGAGGAGCUGGAUAACGGAGAAGACCCAGCCUCCUCGGCAGAUGUGUCGGGCAGCUCAAAUCAAAGGAGAAAGUUGGCCGCACCGCCAUUGAAUGUGUCGCUGGACCACAGUGAGGGGUCUCUUCUCUCAGAGGACGCUCUGGACACGGAUGACGAGGCCUUGGAUACUGGAGACGACCUGGACAUCAACAUUGAUGAGCUGGACACACCUGACGAGGCAGAAUCACUGGAGCUGAGCAGACAUGGGGACUCAGAAGAGUCUAAUCUGGCUGCGGGAGUAGCUUCAAGUGACGUCACCGCAGGACACAGUUCAGCCGAGGGGAGCAGGGACAGCCGACUGUGGAGGAGCGUGGUGAUUGGAGAGCAGGAGCAUCGCAUUGAUAUGAAGAGCAUCGAGCUGUACAAAAGGGUCAUUUCUCACGGAGGUUAUUACGCGGAACAGAAUGCCAUCAUUGUGUUCGCAGCAUGUUUCCUUCCAGACAGCGACUGUGACAAUUACAGUUAUGUCAUGGAAAACCUUUUUCUGUAUGUGAUAAGUACCUUGGAACUAAUGGUGGCAGAGGAUUACAUAAUUGUUUAUCUGAACGGCGCCACACCUCGCAGGAGGAUGCCCGGUUUUAGCUGGAUGAAAAAGUGCUACCAAAUGAUAGACAGGAGACUAAAGAAAAACCUCAAGAUGUUCAUCAUUGUUCAUCCUUCCUGGUUCAUACGGACUUUGCUGGGAAUAACCAGACCCUUCAUCAGCUCCAAGUUCAGCAGUAAGAUCAAGUAUGUGAAUAGUCUGCGGGAGCUUGGAGAAAUCAUCCCAAUCGAGUACAUUCACAUUCCACCCAGCAUUAUCAAGUAUGACGAGGAGAGGGGUAAACACAGAUUUGCACGCAUGAGAGCCGACAAGAAGGGGAACUCGGCCGUUUGACAGACACAAGACACCUGACACUCCUGCCUACUUUCUCCCUGCAAUGUGCUGUAUUCUACCACAGCAUGACUGAAUAUGAGCGGCCCUGCAGCAUGAUGUUCGCGGCACUAGCAACAGGCUGGAAAAGAAUAAGCUGUGGUACAAAACAUCAGGCGACUGCUUGUUCAGUGAGGGAGGUAUUAACACCUCUCACUGGGUGCUAAACAUAAUCCGGUAUGUACAGUGACUGAGACUGUCACUGUUCUGUACUACUGUAUGUUACACAGCACUUGAUUGUGUUCCCCAUUUAUUAGUUUCUGGGGUUUUUUCUUCAUUUUUGAUUAAACAGUUUUAUUCUUCUUAAUUCACUUUGGAGGAAUUACUAACAGGCUUGGUAAUAACACAGUAAUAUGACAUAACAGCAGUUGUAACACUGCCCAUCUGCUCACAAAUACACAUUUGUGUUUCCUGAACAGUUAGGAUUAUACUGUACUGUAGCUUGGUCAAUAGACUGUAACGUUACAGGAUGUAGAAUCUGAUUUCAGACACUCAAGGUUUACAAAUGUAUGACCCACACAUUAAAAAUUCCAAUUCAAGCCUGCAGUUUGUAACGAUAUGAAACAGAAAGUGAAUGCUGCUUUUUUAAUAGUUUAUUAUAUAGGUAUCACACCCUAAACAUGUCUUAUAAAAGCUACGAAUUGCCUAUUCUGUUAGCAUUGUAUAUCACUGUGAACAUUCUGGGGAUGUCAUACAGGCGGUUCCCAUAGCUGCAGUAAUGUGUUGCAUGCCUUCAGUUGCAUCCUUUCCGAUUACUCAGAUCUGAUUACUCACCCAGAUGUAGAACUGUGUACUAAUGUUAUUUUAAUCAUAUUUGUCCAUGGUGUGUGUGAAAACAAUUUGGGGAGUGAUCAGGGAAUACUAUGUUAACUGAUGGUUGGACAGGGACAGUCGGUGUGUGUCUACUUUUAUUUUCUUUUUGUUUUAUUUAUAAAUAUAUUUGUGUCUUGCAAGGUGUUGAUCUGUUGUACAACAUGUAAAAUUAUUUGUUUCAUUAAAGGUGUGUUCCUCCUCA